AUGGCAAAGAAGAGGAAAUCCGAUGCGACACGGCUAGAUGAGGUGGAUCGAACCAUGUACUCUACCUUCUGCAGCGCAGCCAACUCCCUUUCCCAGCUUUACACCCAGGCCAUGCACCACCAGCGCCUCUCCUUCCAGACCGGCGAACGCCACUCGUUGGAGAAACUUUAUAAUUGGAUUUUAAGGCAACAAGAAGAUGGGGCAAGAGUGACGACCGGAGAUAUAUUUGCAUAUAUUCAGAAUGAGCUUGAUUAUGGAACAGAAGAACUCCCAUCCUCCCCAAGGUUGCCAUUCCAGCAGCAACAACAGUCUCAAACUGCAAUGCAUUCUGCUCACACAGGAUUUCAAGUAUGUUCUAAUUCAUUUGGUCCUGCAACUGGUGUGCAAGAACUCUGUUCCGGGAACUCUAUUUUCUCAAAUGCUCUCUCCAGUCCUGCUAGUUGGAGCCUCCAGCACCAUCACCUGAUGCAGGGAGGUUACUAUGUAAUGCGCAAUAAUGAGAACAAUAGUUAUGAAAGCAGGGAUCCUAAUCCGCCUGGCACCAAUGACACUUCAAUGGACACGCAUGCUGAUAGCCCUGACCAUGAUUCUUCUUAUUCAGAUUGA
Fraxinus pennsylvanica is the source of this 606-nucleotide messenger RNA. Lineage: Eukaryota; Viridiplantae; Streptophyta; Magnoliopsida; Lamiales; Oleaceae. The record is from the annotation of a GenBank genome assembly.